Venturia canescens is the source of this 1308-nucleotide messenger RNA. It is a transcript of the gene mRpL45, whose product is annotated as mitochondrial ribosomal protein L45. Gene Ontology annotation, cellular component: mitochondrion. Lineage: Eukaryota; Metazoa; Arthropoda; Insecta; Hymenoptera; Ichneumonidae. The record is from RefSeq and is a predicted model, not a curated record. The transcript has 6 exons. Bases 215 to 1246 code for a protein of 343 amino acids.
UGGACAAUUGCAGUGUCUGUUGGGUCUUCUUUCUUGGUAGUACGAAAAACAUAACCUCUCUGAUACAACUAUAUAAGAUCAUAUUUUCGCCGGAAAAGAAAAAUGUAAACGAAUAUAACAAUUCUCUCAAAUUAUUGAACUAUUGAAAUUGUAAUAUUCUAGCCGGAAUUGGUGAUAGUAAUCGAGGACUUAUAGAACAUCAAUUCUGUUCAAAAUGUCGGUGAACGCAACUUUAACAAAAGUCACUGCAUUGGGAAAUCGUGUGCAGAGUACGGCAAGGCUUUUACUUCCAAUCGUUCGCAAUACGAUCGGAGCUUAUCAGCCUGUGCGAUUGCGAAGAGCAAAACACUGGCUUCCUCAAUGGAAGAAGCUAAGGGCAGCUAAAGUAAUAAAGGUCGACUUGCCUGAUUACCAUGAAGAAUUGACUGCUGAGCAGGAACGAUCUAAAAUGAAGGAAAGAGGAUUGCUACCAGCAAGACCGUGGAUGGAAAGACCCAUCUUCAUUAGCUGUACUGGUUCGAUUAUUGAGCAAUAUGUGCCACCAGAGGGAGAUGGAAAGUUUUCAGCUCUUUCCACAGCUGGAGCCAAACAAAAAGCCGAAUUUGUCACAAAAAAAGGAAAGACUCUCAUGGCUAUCAGGAAGAUUAAGAGCUAUGAAGAGGAGUUUAGUGUUAAGGAAUUUCCAGAUAAGGCACAAGAGAUUUAUAUAAAAGCUCACGAAGCUCUCGUAAAUAAAGACAAGGAUGCACUCAGGAUGUAUGUUACCGAGUUGGCAUAUCCGCAAAUGAUGCAUAAUGCGCAAGACAAAACUAUCCAUUGGAAAUUUAUCGAAUCGUUAGAACUGCCACGUGUUGUUGCAGUCAAGUCUACAAAUGUGAUAACAGACACGAAUUAUUUUGCACAAAUAACUGUUCGCUUCCACACACAACAGACUCUUGCAGUUUAUGAUCGUUUUGGACGAUUAAUGAGUGGCAGCGAGAUCGUGAAAAAGGAUGUGCUCGAGUACGUGGUGUAUGAAAAGCAUUUAUCACAUGAGUACGGUACUUGGCGUCUUCAUGGAAAAAUUUUACCUGCUUGGGCCCCUCCCAGAGAAUAUGGAGAAAGGACAUUUAUUGAAAAACCUCAAGAUCAGGAACCCCAAACAGAUUCUAAAGAAGCUGUUUCAACCGUUACUGGUAGCACAGAAGUAAAACCUCCAAUACCCGACAAAGAUUUACCGGAAGUUACAGCACGGCCAAUAGUAUGAAUGAAAAAGGCACACAAUGUACAUGAAAAAUUCGAAUAAAUGAGUUUGAAAACUCAAAUAUA